This is a messenger RNA of Plodia interpunctella (Indianmeal moth), 3036 nucleotides long. RefSeq lists its product as uncharacterized. NCBI's taxonomy places the organism in Eukaryota, Metazoa, Arthropoda, Insecta, Lepidoptera, Pyralidae. The record is from RefSeq and is a predicted model, not a curated record. The annotation marks the transcript as partial. Gene Ontology annotation, molecular function: zinc ion binding; nucleic acid binding. The transcript is spliced from 2 exons.
AAUGGCAGGCAAGUCCGCAAACGCUCAAUUUCUAAAUCUCAGAGUAGGGAGCCAUCUACAAUAAUCCGUAUAACCAAUCGGAGACGACGGCAAUACUCUAAUUAUAAUAAUGAUGAUUCAAUAAAUAAACGUUAUGAACGAUCGCGCUCACGCGAGCGUCGACUGCGCCGAUUUUCGCGGAGGCGAUCUCGUUCAUCAGAAUCGCGUCAUAGUCCAAGACGUAUCCAUAAGGCACGUAGUCGCAGUAGUCAUCGUAAUGAUUCUACUGAUGAAGGAGCAAGGGCGGAGCGACAUCGCACUCGUGAUGACAGCAGAGAUGAUGACGAUAGCCCUAUUAGGAGGCUGAUAACACGAAGGAGGCCGCGUGCUACCUCGCGAAGGUCGCGUCGUGAUCUAUCAGACGAUGAUUUACCUAAUAGUAGUCAUGGUUUAUUGAAUAAGUUCCUCGAUAUAUUAAGCAAUGUGAAAGGUCAGACGAGCAAUAAGCUUUCUCUUUCAAAUGUAGUGCCCGAAUUUGACCCUCUAUCCAAAGAUCAAACAAUAGUUGCCUGGUUAACUAAGGUUGAGGAAUGUGCAGAUAUUUACGACUGGGAUGAGCGCGAAAUUAUACACUUCGCUCUUCAAAAAUUAACCGGCGUUGCUAAGCAAUGGUACCAAAGCCAAAGUACAGUUUUGUACAAUUGGACACAGUGGAAGAGAAAGCUUAUUGAAUCAUUUCCCUGUAGACAAGAUUAUGCAGAACUCUUAAGCGAAAUGUUGGCCAAGCAUGUGCGUUACAAUGAGUCGCUAGAGCAAUAUUAUUAUAAUAAAAUGAAUCUUUUAAAUCGGUGUGGAAUUGUAGGACGUAAAGCUGUAGAUUGUUUAUUACAUGGUGUCGAUGAUCGUGCAAUUAGAGUUGGAGCACAAGCGGCUCGUUUUCACGAACCGGAAGAAGUACUAAAGUACUUUAAAACCGUUAAAUCCGGGAAUUCGAAAAAAGUAGGCGAAAAAUCGAUACGCGAAAGAAGAUUUAUUCAAUCUAACGAUAAGUCGCGUUUAGAUCACAAUAAGAAAUCUAAUGCAAAUAUUAAGUGUCAUAAUUGUAACGAAGACGGACAUAAAAGCUUUAAAUGCGGUAAACCUCUCACUAAAUGUGAUUUUUGUAAUAAAACGGGUCAUUUAAGUCAGUAUUGUAGGUCUAAAUUAGUUAUCAAUAAUCAAAAUAACGAUCAUCGCGAGGAUCCCGCAGAUAAUAGUUUAAAACCUGAAAAACAAGUAGCAUUAGUAGAUCAAGGAGAUAGCAAUCGUAAAUAUAUAAUUGAAAUAUAUAUAAAUGCUGAAUCUAUCGAAUGCUUGGUAGACUUGGGUAGUCAAUGUACUUUAAUCCGGUAUUCAGAAGCUAAACGGUUGAAAUUGAAAUUGGUUCAAAAGAACUUGCCAUUCUUACGGGGUAUAGGUGGACAUCCAGUAGAACCUCUUGGUAAAUGUAAUGUUAAUGUGACAGUACAAGGUAUAGACGAUAAUAUUGAAGUCCUUGUUGUAGAUGAUAACGUGAUUAAAUAUCCUGUUUUAUUAGGUCACACAUUUACGGAGAAACCCAAUAUUAUCAUAACCAAGACCCCAGACAAAAUUAUUUUCGAAAGGAUUUGUGAUAGUAAAUUAUUUCUCAUGGUCCAAGUAGAUGUAACAGUUCCCCCAAAUCGACUGAACUCCAUCCCAGUAGAAGCCCACUCCAAAUACUCAGGGUCAAUAUACAUAUAUGGAACUGUGCGAAAUAUUGCAAAUAAUGAACAUUAUUUACUUCCAGGGGAAUAUAAGUUAGACGACGGUGUGGGUCGUGUAUUAGUACAAAAUAUUAGUAAUAACCCUGUUGUGUUUAAAGGGGGGUCCCUUUUGACUCGUUCAAUGCCAAUAACUAAAACACCUGAAAUCUAUACCAUAUCGUUUGAUGAAAAUUCUCCUGACGACGCUGUACAGUGUGGUAGUGAUAUUACUGUCGAACAGAAACUUAAACUUCAAAAAUUACUUUCAAAAUUUAAAGAUUGUUUUUCGUCAGGGUUAAAAGACAUUGGUUUUACGACCGCAGGUGAAAUGAUCAUUGAGCUUAAUGAUACUGAACCGGUUGUGUAUAGACCAUAUCGUUUGUCUCAUAGUGAAAGAUCCAUGGUACGAGACAUGGUUCAAGAAAUGAUCGAUGCAGGGAUAGUACAAGAAUCAUCCUCACCUUACGCGAGUCCGAUCGUGCUGGUCCGAAAAAAGACGGGCGACAAACGUUUAUGUGUAGAUUAUAGGGCUUUAAAUAAACGCACAAAGAAAGACCACUAUCCUCUCCCUCUUAUUGACGACCAGCUUGAUCGGCUCGCAGGUAAUAAACUAUUCAUAUCGUUAGACUUAGCCUCUGGUUACUACCAAAUUCCAAUCGAAAAAGGUUCACAAGACAAAACUGCUUUCGUAACGCCUGAUGGCCUUUACCAAUUUACACGAAUGCCUUUUGGCCUCGUGAACGCUCCAGCUAUGUUUCAACGAACCAUUAAUAAAAUACUAUCGGACGCGAAGGUUAAAUAUGCCCUUAUAUACAUGGAUGAUAUCCUCAUCCCUGCACACUCUUUCGAUGAAGGUCUAUGUAGGUUGGAAGAGGUACUCUCUCUCUUGAGGCAAGGGGGCCUUACACUUAAACUCGCAAAAUGUAAUUUUUUUAUGAACAACAUAGAUUUUUUAGGCUUUGAAAUUAAUUGUGAAGGCAUAAAACCUGGCGAAAGAAAGACUGAAGCCGUUUCAAAGUUCCCCAUUCCGAAGGGUCAGCGCGAGUUACAACAGUUCAUUGGUCUAGCAAACUUCUUUAGGAGAUUCGUUCAAGGCUUUGCCACUAUCGCAAGACCUCUCACGAACCUUCUCAAGAAAAACUCUGAAUGGCGGUGGGGUCCAGAACAAAGUAACGCCUUCGAAAACAUAAAAAGGAUGAUGUCGGACUAUUUAGGCCAGUGUCUUACUAUAGUAGAAAGACUACCCCUGACGAACAAAAAUUACACUCCUUUGAGCUCGAAACUCUCGCAGUAA